GCCAGCGAGAGCAGCAGCGGCCGCAGCAGCUGCCGGAGCGACCCCCGGGACCAUGCCCGCCGCGGCGCCUCCCCCGUUGCACCCCCCAGCGGGGCCCGCGGGCUCCUGCUGCCCCUACGCCCACCACCCGGGACACCGAGGCUUGUUUGACCACACUUUAAACAGCAUAAGCUCAAGGAUAACACAAAGGAGACUUCAAGGGACUUGUCCACCCAUCGGUCGUGGAAAUUUUGGAAAACCUUUCUUGGGUGCAAACAGUUAUAGUUCCCCAUUUUUAAACCCCAGGAAUGGUUUUCACACUAUCCAUUCAGAGAAUAGCCCUGUAAAGCCAAGGAUUGUUACAGUGGUGAAACCAAGUGGACACACACUCAGGAAGAUCACAUUGCUUCUGAACAGGCGAUCUGUCCAGACUUUUGAACAGCUGAUGGCUGAUAUAUCAGAAGCUCUGGGAUUUCCACGUUGGAAAAAUGAUCGUGUGAGAAAACUUUACAACCUGAAAGGCAGAGAAAUAAGAAGUGUUUCUGAUUUCUUCAGAGACGGUGAUGCAUUCAUUGCUAUGGGAAGGGAGCAGUUGACUUUGAAGAACCUUGAAGUGGUAAUGCAAGAACUUUUUCCCAGUAACCCAUAUGCUGUUGGUAUAAUUCAACAAAACUUGGAACAGUCCCAAAAACUUAAGAGCAGGCUGUGUGACAAAGCUGUGGAUAGUGGCUUUGAUGAGACAGAGAUUGCCAAGAACGGCAAUGAUGCCAUAUCUUCCCAACUAGGAGCCAGGCAUGAAGGAAAAAUUCAACCUAAGACCAGGCAAGAAGAAAAGGUGAGGGCCAAAAAAAAAUGGGGCAGAGAGAGUUGGGGCAGAGAGCAAGAUGUGAAGCCACCUAGAAAAGCCAGAGAAGGAGAAAGGUACUUUAAUCAAGAGAAAAGUCUUGAGAAUGAAACAGAAAAGAGUUCAGAUGAGAUAGUGAGAUGUGAGAAGUGUCAAAGGGAGAGACAGCUCAGGCAAAAACUACAAAGGGAAAGGCAGGCUGAUGUCUCAUUUGAGAGCAGAGACCUGAAUGUGGGAAUGUGUCAGAGAUAUAAUUUAGAAAGGAAUGUAAAAAUGAGGAAUUGCAGGAAGUCUUCAGAAAACUCUAUAGAAGGUGAGGAAGUUGAAUGGAAGGAUACUGGCUGUAGAAGGAGCUGGAAACCCUUACAAAGAAAUGUUAAUGAAGAGCUAGAAAACCAAAAAAGGGGUUUUGAGAAGGAAAGGGAUCCGGAAAGGCAUGAGAAUCAUGACAAAGAGUUAAUAAAGAUAAAGAAAAAUACUGUGGAAGCUCUGCAGGUGGCUCCUGAAGCAAAGAAAGAGAAUAGAAGCAGUUCCAGAAUUAAUCAAAAUUGUUGGUUAAUGAAGGACUAUCAAGGAGAUGCAGGGAAGCCCAUAAAAGCAAAGGGAGAGGGCAAAGAGGUGCGGAAGGCAAAAGAAGAAAGUGCUGUAGGGGAAGAGAAUGUAAUGCAUGGAGAGAAUGAAUCGACAAGGAUGAAAAAGAUGGGAGAAAAUAAAGCCAACAAAGAUGAAAAAAAGCCCCAAGAAUUUGAAAGCACGAGGCUGAGGCAAAAUGUCCAUACUAGAGCUGAUGUGGAGAGCUAUUAUGAGAUAGGCAGAACCAUUGGGGAUGGAAACUUCGCUAUUGUGAAGGAGUGCCGGUGCUGCAACACCAAUCAGAACUAUGCCAUGAAAAUUGUUGAUAAGUCCAAGCUGAAGGGGAAGGAGGACAUAAUGGAAAAUGAAAUUUUGAUCAUUAAGAGCCUUUGUCAUCCCAACAUAGUGAGUUUGAUUGAGGUGUAUGAAACUGAGGCUGAGAUCUAUCUAAUCCUGGAGUAUGUCCCAGGAGGGGACCUAUUUGAUGCAAUCAUAGAGAGCGUAAAGUUCACUGAGCAUGAUGCUGCUCUCAUGAUAACUGAUCUGUGUGAGGCUCUAGUUUAUAUUCAUGGCAAGAACAUUGUCCACCGAGAUCUGAAACCAGAAAAUCUUCUGGUUCAGCAUAAUGCAGAUAAAUCUACUAUGUUGAAACUAGCAGAUUUUGGCCUUGCAAAGAAAGUUACAAAACCCAUAUUUACUGUGUGUGGAACACCAACAUAUGUUGCCCCUGAAAUACUUGCUGAGAAGGGCUAUGGACUGGAAGUAGACAUGUGGGCUACUGGUGUGAUACUCUAUAUUCUGCUGUGUGGCUUCCCUCCUUUCCGAAGUCAGGAGCGAGAUCAGGAAGAACUGUUUCAAAUCAUACAGCUGGGUCACUAUGAAUUCCUUUCACCAUACUGGGACAGUAUUUCGGGUGCAGCGAAAGAUCUGAUAACCAGGCUGUUGGUGAUAGAUCCUCAAAAGCGCUACACAGCUCAACAAGUUCUUCAGCACCCCUGGAUCAGAACAGCUGGAAAAACCAACAGCAGAAACCUGCAGAGGGAAGUGACAAUAAAUAUCGAGCGCCACUUUCGGAGCCAGCGCAGGAAGGGAGUUGUAGAUGACGACACAUGAAACCCCUUCUCGUUAAUAGAGUCCUCUUUGUUUUUUCCUUUCCUAAAUGAAUUGGGCCCAUAGCUUGUUGUUUUUGUUGCUUGACCUUUUUUAGAUUAUGAGAAUCUGGGAAAGUUCUGGAAUUCCAAGGCCUGGUCCAGCUCCCACUGAAGUGACUGAGUCUUCCCACUGACUUCAGUGGGCACUGGAUAG
Messenger RNA from Trachemys scripta elegans, 2701 nucleotides. RefSeq names its product doublecortin like kinase 3 (gene DCLK3). The transcript is spliced from 5 exons. Gene Ontology annotation, biological process: protein phosphorylation; intracellular signal transduction. NCBI's taxonomy places the organism in Eukaryota, Metazoa, Chordata, Testudines, Emydidae. Gene Ontology annotation, molecular function: protein kinase activity; ATP binding. The record is from RefSeq and is a predicted model, not a curated record. Bases 53 to 2509 code for a protein of 818 amino acids.